Microthlaspi erraticum is the source of this 996-nucleotide messenger RNA. The record is from the annotation of a GenBank genome assembly. NCBI's taxonomy places the organism in Eukaryota, Viridiplantae, Streptophyta, Magnoliopsida, Brassicales, Brassicaceae.
AUGGUAGCACAACAAUUUUUGGAGGCGGCCACUCCUAAUAUUUUUGGUCCAGAUACCAAGCGACUUCAGGCGCAUGUAUGGAAGAUACAGUGUACCCAAAAGUUACAACAUUUUAUUUGGCAAGCAUUGACGGGAUGCAUAGCGGUGGGGGCGAGAUUAGGAAGUCAUGGUAUGCAGAUAGACCCGCAGUGUAUUAGGUGUGGCAUGGCACCAGAAACAGUAAAUCACACCUUAUUCGAGUGUCCACCGGCUCUACAGGUUUGGGCUUUGUCUCCGAUCCCGGCGGCACCAGGGCAAUUUCCAACGGGAGGUUUGUUUACAAAUAUGACACAUCUAUUCUGGCACUUGCCGAAAGAUAAUAGGAUGAAGAUGUAUCCUUGGCUAAUUUGGUAUAUUUGGAAAGCUCGGAAUGACAAGGUCAUGAGCAAUGUGAACUGGGACCCAAACGAGAUAAUCGUUAAGGCGGAAGCGGAGUCCAUCACAUGGAGGAAUGCCCAAACACGGCUACAACAGAUCCACAUUGAAACAUUUACUCUCCCACCAGUGACGGGGGACAUCUGUCAAGUGGACGGAACUUGGAAGGAAACAGAUUGCAGAGUAGGUCUGGGAUGGUUUUAUUUUCACACGGAAAAUAUGGACAAACUGAUGGGUGCAUCUAAUCUCAGGAGGGGGAUCUCACCGCUCCAGACGGAGUUGGAAGCUCUAAUUUGGGCUAUGCAGUGUAUGUUAAGAAAUAGCAAGUUAAAUAUAGUUUUUCAGACGGAUUGUUCCGAUGUGGUGAAGAUGGUGUCUAAACCAGAGGAGUGGCCGGCUUUCUCACUAUUACUUGACGAGGUGAAUAGAUGUAAGAGGGGUUUUACUUUUUUUAUCAUCAUGCAUAUACCAAGGAAGGAAAACACGAAGGCAGACAAGUUAGCACGGAGUGCUCGAGUUCUACCUACUAAUGUGUACUAUAUAAACUCUGUUUCACCAGUUUGGAUUUCCGAGUUGUUCUAG